Messenger RNA from Oppiella nova, 1471 nucleotides. NCBI's taxonomy places the organism in Eukaryota, Metazoa, Arthropoda, Arachnida, Sarcoptiformes, Oppiidae. The record is from the annotation of a GenBank genome assembly.
AACGCAAUCACACUCUGUGUUGACAUUCAAUGCAUUGUCUGUUGAAUUGUGUCCACAAAUAGCACUCCAAUUGGUCUCAUAUUACAGUCCAUUGUUGUUAUCAUUAGUUGUGUUGUAUUCACACCACUGAAGGCCUCAUUGACCGACACAUGUGUUGACCAUCUCUUCAAUGAAUCCAUUGGUGACAUAUAGGAUGACAUAUAAUCAAAGGGAUCGCAGUGGCCGUCAGACCGGACUAUAUCCGCCACAAACCACACAAACCAUCGCCAAACGGGUCCACAGUAUCACUCCAGAGGGUGAUCGCAAUAAGCGACCCAAAGGUGACACCAAUAACAACAUCACAAGCAAUGGUUCCAAUGGUUUCCUUCGGAGCAUGACUUCAGUGCCAAACAGUAUGACAAGUAUGAGCACAAGUGGUCACCAUUUGGUGGCAUCCAAAGACAUAUCCAAAGACAUAGCCAUCGAUGAGGACGACGACUGGGGGAACCCAUUGAUCGACGAGAUCUUGAGUCAAGCGGCCGAACAAUAUGUUGAGUCACAGUCACACAAACCCGUGGAUACACAGCACCUGUAUGUCAAGAAUGGUAGGCCCAGUGAGACACAGACCACUCAAUUCAUACGACCCGCCCCUCAGACGAUGUCAAUCGAUGGAAACGAUGACAAUCGGAUGAUCACCGAUCGCUCCAAUAGUGACUCGAGUGUCAUAUCUGAUGCCAUUGAGGGUCGCAUUAGAAUACUUGAGUCCAAGAACAAGAUGUUGACUCAAGACGUCCAGAAAUUCAAGACACAAGUGAUUCAGUCGCAGAAGAAGAUACACGACGUGCGCGAAGAGUUCACUCAACAGAUCGGUGACAACGAACUGAAACACGAGUCGGAAGUGUUGUUCCUGAAGAACGAACUCUUCUAUAACCAACAAAUGGUCACUAACUUGAUGUCAAUCAUCGAAAGCAAACCGUUUGCCGACGGAUCCAAAGUAGAGUCCGUGAAGUCGUUUAUGCAGAAGAGGAUUAACUGUCAAACAUUUUCCCAAUUAAAACGUCAAGAGUUCUUCGGUGGACUCGCAUCACAGGCUGUGGCGCCCACUCAACCCAUGAGCGGAUCUGUGGUCUGUUCGACACCCGAUAGGAUGUCUACGUUUAAGAUUCCCAGUGAUAAUAGGAUCAGAUCCAGGGAUUCGAUGCCCACAGAAAUACCAGCCACUCCCUCGCCAUACCGUACCACUAGUAUGCGUUCGUCGCAAACCUCACAACCCAUGCAAAUGGACACCAAUUCAGCGGAGGAUAUAAAGCCAGUCAUAGCGAUAGCGUCUGAGAACCAGUUCGAGCCCUUAAGACAGGCUCUGGAGACCAAAUUCAUGGCAAAUAAGGAUGAUUUGACCGGUUAUUUCAUUGACCAACAAAUUGGCUUAUUUUCUGAUGACUGGAUUCGUUCGCCUCAAGAGAUCAACGAUUGGUGCCAACAAUCCCUGACC